Messenger RNA from Symbiodinium sp. CCMP2456, 362 nucleotides. The record is from the annotation of a GenBank genome assembly. NCBI's taxonomy places the organism in Eukaryota, Dinophyceae, Suessiales, Symbiodiniaceae.
AUGGGUGCACAAGUGGGCAUGCUCCUGGCUGCCGGCUGCGUGGCGACGAAUGCUUGCGGAGUCCCUUUCGGUCUGCACCUGUUUAGUAAGCUGCCGGCGGAUGCAGCCGUGCCCAUGAAGUUCGGUCUCUUCGGCGAAGUUCUGUGGUGCGCUUCGAAGCCGUGGUUUCUGAUUUAUCCAGGCCUUUGCGGCUUCUUGGCAGCCACCCCACUCCUGACGCAGCAGAUGCAGGCAAAAGUCCCUGAUUGGGUAACGAAGCCCGAGGAGUACAAGGCGAUUAUGGACACGGCCACGAACGCCGUUUGUUUGCUGACUGGCGGAUUCCUGCUAAUCGCCAUGGACCAGAUCCCACGAAUUGUCAG